UGGCUUGCCUGCGCAUGCUCAGUGAGGGACGGUGAGGGAUUCUUGCGGAUUGGAGAAGGGCAGAGCGCUCAUACAGUAGGAAGUGUAUUACGUAUGCGCAGAUGUAUGUCUGUGGUACUGUCUUGGGGGGCGCAUGCGCAAAACGGCCGAUGCGGAUGUUGUGGGGCCCGUGCUGACCCUCCCUUGCCUGUUCCAGUCAAGAGGAAUUUUGGUUUCCAUUUCCUUAUGAGUGCUUCAAGUUUGUUUCAUUCCUCAAUCUUACUAACCAAAAUAAAUACAUUGUCUUGGAGGCCAUGGCUUUGGAGGCAGCAAAAGUUUUUAUCCCCCCGACUGGCUGUACCUUUAUUGCCGGUUGCAGGAAAGAAGAAUUCUUGUGAUCUUCUUGCACUAAGUGAAACAGACUUAGAAGAACAGUUUGUAAGAGGUGAUGGCCCAGGAGGCCAAGCAACGAAUAAGACAAGCAACUGUGUGGUCCUGAAGCAUAUUCCAUCUGGGAUUGUAGUCAAGUGUCAUCAAACUAGAUCAGUGGAGCUGAACCGACAGAGAGCCAGAGAAAUCCUGCAGCAAAAAGUUGACCUCUUUUACAAAGGUGAAAAUAGUGACAUUUUUAAAGAGAAAAGAGCAGCUGAGAAGAAAAAGCAAGAAAAGAAAAAAAGAGCAAAGGAGAAUCUAGAAAAGAAAAGGCAUAUUAAAGAAAUGCAAGAAUCAGAUGCCAAAUAAGUGUGAGAGAAAAUACCGAUUUGGUUUGUCAGGGAAAGAGGAGAGAGUUUGUUGCUACCCUUGAAACAUGUGUUAGAAGUUUUCUGGCUUAAUACUGUUAAGACUUCAUAAUAAACACUAUUAAAUUGUUGAGUUUACUGACCUGCUAUUAGUGCAAGGCUAAAGUAUUUAGCCCAAUGUUAAUAGCAGUCAUAUAUUUCAUCUACGGUGGACAUCCCGGUACACUCAGAUUCAAUAUAAUCAUCAGUUCAUUUGUGCCAAGUUUAGGACAGGUGUGAUAAGAAAACAAGAUCCAUAAAACCUUAAUUAAAUGGAUGUUACAGGAAAACUGUAUCCACUUUUGUUAAUGGAGGGAAAAACUCAAUCAGCUGAGAAUAUUCUUCUCUCACUGUGAGAGGAUUUAGACACAAUCUCUAAUGCUUUCAUGCCAUAAAGGAGGUCUUCUCCUGAAACAUAGUUGGCCUUAUCCUAUAGUCCGUACUCAGGCAACAUUUCCAUUUAAAUCAGAACCCCCUUUAUAACUUACAGUAGGCAGAUUGGAUGAGCUAUAAAAAAAAAAAAAACUCAUUUCUAGUAGGGUUGUCAAUUAAUUGCAGUUAAUACAGGCAAUUAAUACAAAACAAUUAACGUUUUUUUAAAUGAGUUACUCACACAGCUUUGUUUUGACCCUCUUACUUACUGUACUACAUUACUUGGUGGACACUGGCACAGUUCUACUGUAUUCUCAUGAUCUGGAGUGAUUAAAUAUCAGAAAAAGUUAAUGGAGCAAAGCACCAAAAGUUUAGGUCUUUUGAAUGGGAAGUUUAUUUUUAAGAAACCUCUGGAUAAAAAGACAGUUAUCUGUAGCUACUGCAAGACUGAAUUCCAGUACCAUCGAAGUACUUAAAGUCUGCAGUACCACAUACGCGCUAAACAUGCUUUUGCCUCCAGUUCUUGUGCUACAGAUAACCCACUGACAGCAAAUGAAUCCUGCCAGCCGCGACAGAGUACACUUACAGAGUUUCAGGAUUGCUACAAGCCCAUGGAUCAAUGUACAACAGUUUAACCAGUACUAUUGCAAAGUGCAUAGCUAUCGAGUGCAGACCACUCAACACUGUAAACAACAGAGGGCUAAGAGACGUUAUUCAAAUUGCAUCUUCUAAUUAGUCAUAAUCCUUGCCCUCCCAAGAGACCAUUGCCAAGUAUUUGUGAUGCCUAUAUCAUGAGAAGACUACAAAGUUGGAGCUUCUGAAAAAUGCACUAGCUGUUGCUUUGGAUGGUGAUCACUGGACGUCCUUGAGCAAUCACAGCUGUGUUGGAGACACAGCACACCUAAUUGAUGCUGCAUGGACACUGCAAUCGUUUGCUUUAACGGUAACACACAUUGAAGAGAGACAUUAUGCUGAAACAUAUGCAGAGUGUUUCUUGGAUGUUGCGAAAGAAUGGAAUAUUCAAGAAAAGGUAACAACAAUUAGUACUGACAGUGCACACAGUAUGAUUGCAGCAGCCAGUCAUUUGCCUUUUGAACACAUGGCAUGCAUCACUCACAGUCUGCAGCGAUCCAUUACAGUAGCACUCGAUGGUGGUUUAGAAAACGUGCUGGCAAAAUGUAGAAAACUUGUGGGCCAUUUCAAACACAAUCCAGCUAACAGUAUAGAGCUAGAAAUACAACAAGCUGCAAAUGGACAGAAACAAGAACCUCUUGUACAAGAUAUUUCAACCAGAUGGAACUCCACAUUGGGUAUGGUUCGGUUCAUGCUUAGAAGUAAAGCUGCUAUCACAGCCACAUUAGCUCUUCAAAAGCACAAUCUAUCAGUGCCACCAGAUAGUGAUUUUGAAAAACUGCAAAAGCUAGAAACACUACUUGAGCCUUGCAGGGUUGUGACUGAACUCCUUAGGGGGAAAUUGUAUGUCUCGUGCUCCGUGGUUUUACCCGCAUUCUGCCAUUUAUUUCAUGUUAUGGCAGUCUCUGACAACCCAGCAUAUGUUGUUCGAUUUUAAGAACACUUUCACUGCAGAUUUGACAAAAUGCAAAGAAGGUACCAAUAUAAGAUUUCUAAAGAUAGCUACAGCAUUCAAUCCUAGGUUUAAGAAUCUGAAGUGCCUUCCAAAACCCAAGAGGGAAGAGGUUUGGAACAUGCUGUCAGAAGUCUUAAAAGAGCAAUACUCCAAUGCAGAAACUAUAGAACCCGAACCACCAAAAAACAAAAUCAACCUUUUAUUGGUGCCAUCUGACUCAGAUGAUGAAAAUGAAGGUCUGUCAGUCUGCACUGCUUUGGAUUGUUAUCGAGCAGAACCAGUCAUCAGCAUGGAAGCACGUCCUCUGGAAUGGUGGUCAAAGCAUAAAGGGGCAUACAAAUGUUUAGCAUAUCUGGCACGUAAAUACCUUGCAACGCUGGCUACAACAGUGCCUUGUGAACGCCUGUUACCACUUUCAGGUGACCUUCUGAAAAGAAGCGGGCAGCAUUAUCUCUCAAAUGUAAACAAACUCCUUUUUCUUAGUAAUUGGAUGAACAAGAAGUAGGACUGAGUGGACUUGUAGGCUCUAAAGUUUUACAUAGUUUUGUUUUUGAGUGCAGGUAUGUAAAAAAAAAAAUCUACAUUUGUAAGUUGCACUUUCACGAUAGAGAUUGUAUUACAGUACUUGUAUGAGGUAAAUUGAAAAUACUAUUGUUUUUUACAGUGCAAAUAUUUGUAAUAAAAAAUAUAAAGUGAACACUGUACACUUUGUAUUCUGUGUUGUAAAUGAAAUCAGUAUAUUUGAAAUUGUAGAAAAACAUCCAAAAAUAUUUUUAAUAAAUUUAAAUUGAUACUCUAUCAUUUAACAGUGCAAUUAAAACUGAUUUUUUUUUAAAUCAUUUGACAGCCUUAGUUUUUAGACAUUACAUCUUUGUCAAUUGAAGAAAGAUGUGAAAACUAACAGACAAAGAUGUGGAGGAUACAGUAGGUUGAAAGGAACUUCGGUGAGUUCACUCAUCUGAACCAUUUUUAUGCAAAUUGUCCCUUUCCCAAAACUGUAUUAUCCUCCAACAUCCAUAGUUUGCACUGAUAAGUCUCCCUUUCUUUGGGUUUCAUUGUCCAGUUUCAGUAGUCAGUUUUACUUAGUUUACCUUGCAGAAUUUUGAUGCGACUGAAUACCAGUGUUAUGCCAUUGUCUUUACUAUAUCACAAUACACUUGAAUAGUUUCACCUCAGAAAGGGUCUUUAUUCUGUUUUUAAAAUUUCAAAUAAAGCUGGGGAAUAGGGAGCAUCUGCUCAAUUUUAUUAAAGAUGUUGAUUUAAAAUCACAAGGGAAGAGGUGAUCUUCCAUCUUAAUGGAGUGAUGAUGGGUUUUUUUACAAGGUGUCAAAUCACAUCCCUAGAACUUUACGGUAUCUUUCAUUCUUACACAUACCCCACACUUUGCUUUUUAUAAGUAGCAAUGGAGCCGGCAAGCAGCCUUACCUGCUUCCUCCAGAGACUGACUGCAUCAGGCCAGUGCUAUGGAUGGAACGUCUCCAGCAGUCUGCAGCCCUGUUCUUUAGUCUGUUCCUGGACUUGAGGCUCUUGCAUGAAGGUUAAACAUUGGCCUAUCUACUGAGUUUUUGCACUUUUAACAUAAUGUUGAUUAAAGUGACCGUACAUACAGUUUUAAUACAAAUGGUUAAUGAAAAUAAGCUUUAUUACAUCAAGUAAUAAAUACAUACAAAGAUGCAAAUAACAGUUUUAGUAACUUAUCCAGAAUUUUGUUUUUUGGCAAACUUACAAUGAAAGCUUCAGCCUUAGGGUGAAAAUUAGUUUUCUGGGACCUUGUUAUUGUUUGUUAGGUUGCUCUAUCUUCUGUAUUUAUAACUCAUGCACUUUAAAUGGACUCCAAAGCACUAACAAUCAUGCAAAUGCUUAUGCAAAAAAAAAAAAAAAGGAUUAUUUCUAAGCAGGGUCUAUGCUGUAUGGCAAACUGUGUGAG
Molecule: messenger RNA, 4645 nt
Organism: Chelonia mydas (Green sea turtle)
Lineage: Eukaryota; Metazoa; Chordata; Testudines; Cheloniidae
Gene: MTRFR
Product: mitochondrial translation release factor in rescue
Exons: 3
Coding region: 94-720 (208 amino acids)
Biological process (GO): translational termination
Cellular component (GO): mitochondrion
Molecular function (GO): translation release factor activity
Source: RefSeq, a predicted model, not a curated record